Molecule: messenger RNA, 4305 nt
Organism: Schistosoma bovis
Lineage: Eukaryota; Metazoa; Platyhelminthes; Trematoda; Strigeidida; Schistosomatidae
Source: the annotation of a GenBank genome assembly
CAAACUGAAACUGAAACUGUAGAUCAGCUAUUGAAAUCAUCGCCAGUGAAAAAACUCGCACUUACGUAUAAAGGAUGUGGUUAGUAUAAUUCACAUUAUUCAAACAAGGUUUCAAUGGCUGGUCCACUUUCGAAUGACAGCCAUGUCUACAAGCGCCUAUACGGCUCUGAUGUCUAGUAAACGCAAGCGUGAUGAAGCUAAUGGAUUUAUAAUGAACGGAAAUGGUCAUGCUCCAAUGGAAACUGAUACUAACGAAAACAAAAAGUCAAGAAUUGAAUAUGUUGAAACUGUUCCAUCAAAAGUUGUUCAUAUUCGUAACAUGCCAGACGAUGCUACAGAACAUGAAAUCGCUCUUCUCGGCAUCCCGUUCGGUUUGCUAGAAAACAUGGUGCUUUCUAAAAAAGCUAACCAGGCUCUGUUGGAAAUGCAAUGCCUAGAGAGUGCGAUCAUGAUGGUUUCGUACUAUCGCGAAUACCAAGUUACGCUAAGAGGACGCACUCUGGUCAUGCAGUAUUCUAAACACCAACAUCUCGAAUUACAUUCGGAAAACAGUAGCAUAGGCAAUGCAAUUCAGAACGCGAAUUGCAUCGUUCAGCAGGAUCUCAGCGGCGCUAAUUCUGGGAUGCCUACUACAGUUCUGCGUGUUGUCGUUGAUAACAUAAUGGGACAGCAGAUCAACCAUACUAUUCUACACAAGAUAUUUUACCGAUAUGGAAAAAUACUAAGGAUUGUUACCUAUCUGAAAAACAACCAGUAUCAUGGACUAGUCGAGUUUGGUAAUCAUAUUCAUGCAUUUGUUGCAAUGCUACAUUUAAAUGGCCAAAACAUAUACACUGGAUGCUGUUCCCUGCGUGUGCAAUUUUCGAAAAAUCGUGGUCCAUUGGAAGUUCGUCAAGAGAGUGAUAAAUGCAGAGAUUAUCUCAAUAAUCCACUAACUGAGGAGGAGUUAAUGUCUCUUCGAAGACCCACAGCUGGGAGUGAAAGACAUCAUAGCAACAAUCCUGGUCAUGUUUCUUCAAAUUUCCAAAAUUCCGUCGUACCGAAUAUGGCACACCAAGGUAUCCAUCUCCCGGUUGGGAUGAUUGCACCUCCAAAUACGAGCAAUAUGGGGAUUAACGAACUGACUGCUCAGUUAGCAGCACUAGCUCAGCAGUCAGGUUUGGCUCUUACUCCUGCAGCAGUAGCUGCCACUGCAAGUUUCAUGGCUCUUACAUCACAAAAUAGCGGUCCAGGUGCUCAGUCUAUGUCAGGAACUCCUAAUCUGUCCACUAUACUAGCAGCACUUCAGGGUGGUGCUGUUCAAACUGGGGUGCUCCCCCAUAUGUCUGGCGGUAACACAAGUGUUAUGGGAUCUGUGCAGACACCUGUCUCUUCUCACGUGACGCCUGUUGGAGUUCGUCCCCCUCCUAAUAAUAAUGGAAGCACGGUCCUGAUUGUAUCAAAUCUGAAUGAAGAUAGGGUUUAUCCGGAUGCUCUUUUUACACUUUUUGGUGUAUAUGGAGAUGUCACUCGCGUGAAAAUUAUGUUCAAUAAGAAAGACACAGCCCUGAUUCAAUUUACCGAUCCUCACCAGGCUCUUACAGCUUUACAGUUUCUCAAUGGCCAGCGCCUCUGGGACAAACCGAUGAAAAUUGCAGUGUCUCGACAUAAUAUUGUUCAGCUACCGAAAGAGGAUACUGAAAAUGGUUUGACCAAAGAUUAUACUAACAGUCUGUUGCAUCGUUUUCGAAAGCCAAAUUCAAAAAAUUUUCAAAAUAUUUACCCUCCAAGUCACGUUCUUCAUUUGAGUAACAUCCCUCCUUCGGUAACUGAAAACGAUAUACGUGUGUUAUUUGCAACUAAAGGAUUUGAAGUUACUGGGUUUCGGUUUAUGAAGGAUAACAAAAUGGCACUCGUGCAGUUGGAAACAGUUGAUUUGGCUAUUCAGUCUCUUAUCGAAUUGCACAACAGCCAGUUGACAGAAAAUUCUCACUUACGGAUCAGCUUUAGUAAAUCGGCUGUUUGAAAUAUGUUGUUUUUCCUACCAUAUUGCAUGUAAUGCUGAUAGCUGCCUGUCAGGAAAUAAUCUUGCAUACUAUCCGUGCUCUCCCAGCCUACCUUUAUUCGAAGGUUUGAUUUUAUCUUCUCAAUUUUCAUAUUGGCGUUAUCAUGUUGAUAGUCAUCAAAAAAUGUAUUUAACGGUAUCAUAUUUUUGUUUUUUUGCUUUUUAAGUGGGAAUUAAAAAAAUGCGCUUGAAAUCAUGUAACAGUUGUGUCUCCAAAUAAUACUAAUAAUACUUUUUUCAGACACUGAUAUUGCUUAGAGUAAAAGUUACUGUGAGUGCCACUUCUCCCAUAUUGUUCUUUGAAUCUUUGUUUUAAGUACUUCGCGAUGCGCUUUACUCCGUUUCAUCAUUGUCCAUAUUUGUGUCGAAUAUUAUGACAGCUUGUCUUGACACUAGUAUGUCGAUUUCUAUCAAAUACACUAUGGUUAAAGGUCUAUACUUCAUUAAGGGAAUACUUCAGGCUCCUGUCGAUUCAGUUGUUAGUAGUACUGUUUUCGAUUUGUUGAUGCACGAUUAACGCACCAAUUGUUCUUGCCGAAUAGUAAACUUUUUAGUUGCUUGGGAUUAGAUAGAACAUGGUCAUAGUUUGAGAGAAAUGUGACCAAUACUGCACUACUGUCCUUUACGGUUGACCUUCACUGGACCAACGCAUUCUCUAGGUGUUUCAGCCUAAAAAGUAAGUUACGCAAACAUACUGUGAUCGAAUGCGUUUAGUCACAUUAUUGACUUUCCAAUUGUUGGUGCGUUCAUUAAGUUCAACACCUUUCUGAUUGUAAUUCUUACUUGCGUUGCUGAGAAUAUAUGGACCUCAGUGCGUUUUUAAAAAAAAAAUUGACCGUCUCUUAGUAUUCUUCAUGUAAAAUAAAUUCCAAAAAAAGUCAAUCAUAUGCAACGUAGAACCUGAUAUAUAUAUAUAUAUAUCGGUUCAAGUUGUUAGGGCAAAUCCCAAGGUAGUGGAAGUAAUAAAAGUACUGGUCUUGAUAGAAAACAUUAGGCAUCAAAGGUACGAUUAAAAAAAUAACAGAUUAGUGUAAUAAGAGUUCUGAAGGAUUUCGAAUUAUGGUAAAAGUAGGUAAAUUAAGCAGACCUCAUACAACUAGGAAACAUUGCUUCCAGAUCCUUUAAUUGUUCAAUGCGUCAAACAGUCUACUGCAAAUAACGAAAAAUCUACAAGGUAUUUUGUAACUGCAGGCACGCAUCCCAUAGCAUGUUAUGGGAUACACUAAUCCGAUGUAACGACCUAUGGUUUUUAAUGAAGAAAGACCCAUCCAUCUUUGGACCGGUCAUUAACCAGUUCAUAAUGUUAUAUUUAGUUUAGGAGAUAACGUGACUUAAUUUCAGUUUAUUACGAAGCAGCUUAAGGAGUUAAAUUGGAAUAGACUUACUUUUUCCUUUAAAUCAUUUGGUACAGUUUUGGAUGAUCUGCUCGGCUAAUCCUGGAUAGUUUUGGAGAUCGUAUAUCUUAAACCCCGGUCCUUAUUACCGUUUGAGUACUUGAGAAGUGAUCAAUAACCUGAGUAAUUUUAGAAUCGCAGCCAACGUUAAUUUAUUUUAGUUGCUGACACCUAAAUAAGGUAAUUAUGAUGUACUAUUUGUAGAUAUCCUAUAGCUGGUCCUAGUCAUUCAUGUCUCAAUGUUAUUACGAGAAAUGUCAAUAUUCAAAUUUUAGUGUAAUAAUAAACAGAUAUUAGGCUUUUGCAAAAAGUGAAGAAACCAAUCUUGGAAAAGAAAUGUGAUGAAUUUAUAGGAUCGGUCCGUACAGGUUUUGAUUACGAGGCGAUAUGAAAAUAUGGGCUCAUUCCCCAAUAGCAUUUACUACAUAAUCCUGACUAGUCUUAAGGUUACUGACGGCCGAUCCACCGUUUUUAAAGAUGUGAAAUUAAGGAGCGAAUGUGUAUCGGGUAGGUUUUCCGACAGCACAAAAUCAGAACACCAGAGUGUGAUUAACUGAAGCAAUAGUGAGAUUGCCAAAGACAAGUAUGCUUGAAAAUUGUGUCAGAUUUCUAUAUGUACAUUGAAUAACCCUCCGUUAACUUCCAUGAAAUAGUUAUCGAAAUUCCAGAUUUGUAUUAUGUCUUUGUUAUGAUUUAGGAAGGUUCCACAGCUUUUUUAAUUUAGAAAGUUUGAGCUGACUAACUCGUCUUUAAUAAGAAUACUGUGCAAAGUGGGAUUGUGUGGAUUACUGAUGACAAAGUUCUAAGAUCGGGGUUUAGUUUUCGAGAAAACUGUGUCGCUGGAUGUUACUUCUAUUUAAUAUGAUC